UAAUAGUACGGAGGAUUAGUUAUGUCAACGUGCCGUAAAACAACCCCAAACUAUGGGGGCAGCGAAGGACCUCGCAAUGUAUGGCCUGCCAGAAGUUAGUGGAAGAACUACCAGUUGCCGUAAAACAGAAGUACCACGACCUUGAAGAAAAGGUUGUUUCCGGGCACGAAAGAAGACAAACUUUCAGCCAUGGCGGGAGUUUGGUAUAUUUUAACGGAUACUGACGCUCCCAGUGAGAACUUCAGUUCCUGUUUCAGCACCACACACAGUACUGUACUGAGUGGAGUCCCAUUUGGAGGCGUGCCAGUUGUGUUCCUGCUCUAUCUUGGUGUCUUUCUGGUCUUUGGGCUCAUCUUCUCUGUCCUGAAGAAAGUAUCCGACCACUGGCGAAUUGCACACUUUGCAGAUGAAGCUGGACGUGAAGUGUUCACUGAGGUGACACCACAGCCCGCUGAAUACAUUCCACCAGUAGAAGACGCACGUGAAAGGGGAUACAUAUCGUGGCUGGCUUACUUCCUAACCUUUACUGAGGAUGAAAUCAGGGAAAAAUGUGGCCAAGAUGGUAUCAAUUACCUGUCCUUCCAGCUUCACCUGAUCAUCGCGCUUGUCAUCAUGACAUUCUUCGCCUUGGCAAUCAUACUGCCUGUCAACAUUAAUGGAGACCUGCUCGGCGAUAGCCCACUGAUUUUUGGAAGGACGACUGUUGCAAAUAUUCCAAGGAGGAACAAAGUGAUUUGGCUGCACACAAUGGUUCCAGUUUUGCACCUUUUCCUGAUCAUUUUUCUGCUGCAGUCUCACACAUCAAAAAUUACAGAAAGUGACAUAAUCAAAAACACUUUGAUGAUGUCCUCGGUUCCUAAAACAGCAACAAAAGAGGACAUUGAGGCCCAUUUUAAUGAGGCGUACCCUUCCUGUCACGUGUCUGCUGUGUCCCUGGGCCACAAUGUCACCAAGCUCAUGCAACUUCAUAUAGAAAGGGUUCGAUUGGUAAAACACCUGCACUACUACAGGCAUCUCCAAAAGACGACAGGAAUCCGUGAGAUGAUUAACCCCUACUUGUUAGGAAGAGUCCUUGUGUGCCUAGAGCAUCAGAAGGUGGACGCCAUAAAUCACUACCGCAUUAAACAUUUCGAGGUGCUGGAAAAGAUACAGAAAGAAGCAGAGAAGGUGCCACAGAACCCACUGGGGAUCGCCUUUGUCACUCUGAAGAACGAGACUAUGGCCAAUUACAUUCUGAAGAACUUCAAUGCACUCAGGCUGGACAGCAUCUUUGUUGGAAGGCAGCCCGAACGUUCAUCCCAAAGUCGUAAGCUGAAGGUGAACAGUUGGAGUGUCAGCAUUGCUCCUCAUCCUCAAGAUCUGAACUGGGCAAAUCUGUCAGUGCAGGGCCUUUCCUGGUUCGUGCGCAAUGUUGUGCUCAACUUCUUCCUAUUCUUCUUGCUCACCUUCCUCACGACUCCCAGCAUCAUUUUGAACACCAUCGACAAGUUAGACGUGACUAAGACCAUCGAGGAACUCCAAAGUCCCAUCGUCAGUGAGUUCUUCCCUACUCUCCUGAUGUGCAUUUUCUCAUCAGGGCUGCCCACUUUAGUUCAUUAUUCCACAAGAUAUGAAGGACACUGGAGCCGUUCCAGUGAGCAGGUGUUCAUGUUGCGCAAACUCUACUUUUUCCUGAUCUUCAUGGUGCUGAUCCUCCCCUCACUCGGACUGACAAGCCUGUCAGUGUUUCUCCGCUGGACGCUUGACACCAAGUUUUUCUCACAAGCAAAACUUAGGUUUGAGUGUGUGUUUUUGCCCGACCAAGGUGCAUUUUUUGUAAACUACGUGAUCGCAGAAGCCCUGGUGGGCUCUGGGAUGGAGUGGCUGCGGCUGCCGCAGUUGGUGCUGUACAACAUCAAGAUGGCAAUAGCCGACUCUGACGCCGGAAGGAAAUAUGUCAAAGAGAAUCAGGCCUACGAGUUUCCAUACGGUCCGGCGUACGGAUGGAACCUCUGUGUGUUCACUGUCGUCAUGGCUUAUGGCGUCAUCUGCCCCAUCAUUAUGCCGUUUGGUCUCCUGUACAUGCUCAUCAGACACCUGGUGGACAAAUUCAACCUGUGCUACGCCUACCGGCAAGGCCGCCUUGACUGCCAGGUCCACCAGGCAGCUGUCAAUCAAGCUCUGGCUGCGCCUAUCAUCAGCAUCAUAUGGCUGUACUACUUAUCCGUUCUCAGAACAAGUUUGAAGGCCCCGACAUCUUUAUUCAUCCUGGUGGUCCUGGUGUUCACUGUCUUCAUCUGCAUUGGCCACACCUGCUUUGGUUAUUUCAAAUACCUCAGUCCACACAAGUACAAGGUGGUCGACCUGGGCCAGGACAAAGCCGAGGAAGCCCCAGAGGCCUUUGUUCCCAAAGAACUUGAUCCGAAUUCAUAUAUGGACGAGGAGGAAAACAUGGUGGACAUCUAUGACCUGUUUGCGCUCUGAACCGAUAUCGAUAACUUAAAAGAUGAAGAUUUAACACUGAAGAUGACAUUUUUUUAGAUUUUAAAGUGACGGCAACGAUGACAGUGAGAGAUGAAGAUGAUGACGCUAAAGACGAAGAUUAAACCUAAACAUUAGACGUUACAUUAAAACUACAGAGGAAGCGUGUAUGAUUCAAAGUUACAAUACAGAGAAACAAUCAGAAGAAAAUGUAUACAAAAAAAAUGAGUACAAAAGUGAAUCCUAAGUAAAAGCAACAAAAGACAAGUGGAGUUUUUUUCUUUCUUUCUUUUAUUAAUGUACUGUACUAUUAUGUAGCACAGACAGACAGACGGCCAAAGACAUAAGCUAACUAAGGGGCUGCUUAAGUUGUUAAGACACUUAACUCAACAUCAAUGGGUAUGAAAAAGUGUAAGUGUAAAGCAGCUUUGAGUCAUCAAGACUAGAAAAGUGCUAUAUAAAUACAAACCGUUCACAUGCAGGUCAGCUGCU
Molecule: messenger RNA, 2952 nt
Organism: Solea solea (common sole)
Lineage: Eukaryota; Metazoa; Chordata; Actinopteri; Pleuronectiformes; Soleidae
Product: CSC1-like protein 1
Exons: 23
Coding region: 190-2463 (757 amino acids)
Cellular component (GO): plasma membrane
Molecular function (GO): calcium-activated cation channel activity
Source: RefSeq, a predicted model, not a curated record